This is a messenger RNA of Phytophthora sojae, 1230 nucleotides long. Its product is annotated as CopII vesicle protein. The transcript is spliced from 5 exons. Gene Ontology annotation, cellular component: COPII-coated ER to Golgi transport vesicle; endoplasmic reticulum. NCBI's taxonomy places the organism in Eukaryota, Oomycota, Peronosporomycetes, Peronosporales, Peronosporaceae. The coding region runs from base 1 to 1230 and encodes 409 amino acids. The record is from RefSeq and is a predicted model, not a curated record.
AUGAUGCGGCAACGCGCUGUCAAGAGCGACGUGGACGACGGCGGCCUGGGCGACGGUGAGAGCGCCGUGACCCGCUCGGCGCGCCGCGUGCUGAAGAAGGUGGACGUGUACCCGAAGAUGCACCGCGAGUUCAAGGUGCAGACGGAGUUCGGCGCCACGGUGUCAAUCGUGGCGGGCAUCGUCAUGGCCAUCCUCUUCCUGUCGGAGCUGAGCGCGUACUGGAGCCUCAACACGCACGAGCACAUGGUCGUGGACUCGUCGCUGGGCGAAAAGCUGCAGGUGAACCUGGACGUGAGCUUCCUGGCCGUCAACUGCCGCGACGCGCACAUCAACGCCAUGGACGUGGCCGGCGAGCUGCAGGUCAAUAUGCACCAGACCGUCGUCAAGACGCGGCUGGACGCCGACGGCAACACCAUCGGCCGCCCCAUCUCCAUGAUCACGGACGAGGGCGCGGAGGAGCAGGCCAAGACUGCGCUGCCCGAGGGAUACUGCGGCAGCUGCCACGGGGCUCAGCACCCGGCGGGCAAAGAGUGCUGCAACACGUGCGAGGACGUGAAGGAGGCCUUCAUCUACAGCGACUUCUCGCUUGAGGACGCCGAGCAGAAGGAGCAGUGCGUGCGCGAGAUAAUGGAGGCUGAGAAGCUCGCGCAGGACGGUGAGGGAUGCCGGUUCACGGGCAAGAUGUUCGUGAACCGCGUGGCUGGCAACUUCCACGUCGCUCUCGGACGCACGUUUCACCGCCAGGGACGACUCGUGCACCAGUUCCGUCCCGGACAGGAACACACGUACAACUCGAGUCACAUCAUCCACAGCUUGUCCUUCGGCGAGCCGAUGCCAGGAGUUGCAGGGCCCCUUGACGGCGUCUCCAAGAUCGCGGAGCAAUCUGGCGGCGUGUUCCAGUACUACAUCAAGAUUGUGCCUACGAUUUACAGCGACAUCGACGAGAACACGAUUCACUCGUACCAGUUCUCCGUCACCCAGCAGGGCAACUACCUGAACCCGCGCGGUCAGAUGACGUCGCUCCCUGGCACCUUCUUCGUGUUUGACCUGUCUCCAUUCAUGGUGAAGGUGGAGAACGAUCGCAUGCCGUUCACCCACUUCCUGACCAAGGUUUGUGCCAUCGUCGGCGGAGUCAUCUCGAUCGCGGGCUUCGUGGACUCGUUCAUGUACAACUCGCUGCACGUGCGUCGUCGUGUGUCCACCAACAGCGGCGCGACCAAGUUCGGCUAA